CAGACAGAGAAGUCAGAGAGGAGACGUGUGAGCUCUGGGGAGGGAACGAAUUUCCCAAAAACCAAAAAAAAAAAAAAAAAAAAAAGUUGGGAAAUAAAAACCCGCCGAUCUGAUUGGCUCACAGAAAAACCGUUCCGAGUAAUUAUGGGAUCGGUGAGCUUACUCUGAUAAUCGUCGGAGAGGAUGUCCCAAGCUGACGUCUCUUACAGCUGCGGGUCUUGCGGAUACCCUCUGAAUUUAACGUCUUCCAAUCGAAUCACCUCUGGGAUAGACUCUGAAUAUCGAAAAUCCAUAAAGAAAGGCCUAAUCUCCUUCAUUUCGGUUGAUCUCAGUCGAUUCACCCAAGUUGAUGAGGUGAACUGUUUUCCUCUGUCCUGGGGUCGUUACCGUUUGAAAACAAAACUCCUGUGCCGGAAAUGUGGGGUUCAUAUCGGCUAUGGAUAUGGAGACUCACCUGCCCUUUGCGGGUUUGACUCUGCCAAUUCAUCAGGUGUGGGUUACAAAAAGUUCACAGUUAAGAUUCGAGCUCUUCAGCCUUCAGAAGAGUGUCAAGAAGGUUGAUUACAAUGGAAGAUCCUUC
This is a messenger RNA of Morus notabilis, 580 nucleotides long. RefSeq lists its product as uncharacterized. The transcript is spliced from 2 exons. NCBI's taxonomy places the organism in Eukaryota, Viridiplantae, Streptophyta, Magnoliopsida, Rosales, Moraceae. The record is from RefSeq and is a predicted model, not a curated record. Bases 184 to 561 code for a protein of 125 amino acids.